GAAACACUGUUGUCGAGCCCUAGACUUGGUCGGUUAGGGUGGUCUUUGAAAAGUUGGGGGCAUCAACAGGUGCAACAAAAACUCCCGACGAUCGACGAGAUCAAGGCGGCCAUCCCGGCGCAGUGCUUCGAGAAGAGCCUGCCGAAAUCGCUGUUUUUCCUGGUGCUCGACUACGUCAUCUUGUUCGGCUGCUACAAGGCGCUGCCCUACUUUGAGGCCUAUGGCUGGACAGGAUACUUUAUCUGGUGCUGGGUGACGGGAAUGUUCGCCGCCUCCCUGUUCUGCAUCGGCCACGACUGCGGCCACACCACGUUCUCCGAGUACGAAUGGGUGAACGAUUUGUGCGGGCAUAUUGCCCAUGCCCCGAUCAUGGCGCCGUACUGGCCGUGGCAGAAGAGCCAUCGUCAACAUCAUCAGUACACUUCCCAUCUGACGCGCGACAAGGGCCAUCCAUGGGUCACCGAAGAGGAAUACGUCGACAAGCCAUGGUUCUUCAAACACUUUGCCAAGUUCCCGAUCUCAGGCUUGUUGCGAUGGAACCCAAUCUACACGUUCGUCGGCCUCCCCGACGGCUCCCACUUCUGGCCCGGCUCCGAGCUGUUCACCUCCACCGCCGACCGCGUCAAGUGCGCCGUCUCGGCCGUGGCCGUCUUUUUCUGCAUGGGCGUUGCCUUCCACCUGUCGAACUACUCGGUGAACACGUGGUUCUGGUACUACUACAUGCCGUGUUUGUGGCAAGGACUCUGGCUCGUCGUCAUUACCUACAUGCAGCACUCGCACCCCGAGAUUGAGGUGUUCGAAGAGGGCAGCUGGAACUACAUCAAGGGCCAGGUGCAGACGAUCGACCGCACGUACGGCUUCGGCGUCGACACGCUGCUCCACCACAUCACCGACGGCCACGUCGCCCAUCACAUGUUCUUCACCCGCAUCCCGCACUACCAUCUCAUGGAGGCCACCGAGGCCAUCAAGGGAGUGCUCGACAAGUAUCCGGGCGCCUACAAACACGAGACGAACUACCACGUGUGGUUCAAAUACCUGUGGUACAACGUGCGCUUCGAGUACCUCAUCGGCAAGGGCACCGGCGUGCUGCGGUACAAGCAGAGCGGCCAGGACACGAAGAAGGCGAUC
This is a messenger RNA of Mesorhabditis spiculigera, 1128 nucleotides long. The record is from the annotation of a GenBank genome assembly. NCBI's taxonomy places the organism in Eukaryota, Metazoa, Nematoda, Chromadorea, Rhabditida, Rhabditidae.